Messenger RNA from Brassica rapa (field mustard), 1551 nucleotides. RefSeq names its product AP2-like ethylene-responsive transcription factor At2g41710. NCBI's taxonomy places the organism in Eukaryota, Viridiplantae, Streptophyta, Magnoliopsida, Brassicales, Brassicaceae. Gene Ontology annotation, biological process: regulation of DNA-templated transcription. Gene Ontology annotation, molecular function: DNA-binding transcription factor activity; DNA binding. The record is from RefSeq and is a predicted model, not a curated record.
UCUUCUCUCUCUCUCUGUGCUUCUACUGUAUCGGUCGAGUUCGGUUUUUGCUUGCCUUCUCUUUCAUAGGGUUUGUGGUUGUGUGAUAGUGGCGUCUGAUGGCGUCGUCGGAUCAGGGACCUAAGACAGAGGCGGGAGGAGGAGGGGAGAGCUCGGAGACUGUUGCGGCGGCGAGUGAUGAGAUGUUACUGUACAGAGGUUUUAAGAAGGCGAAGAAGGAGAGAGGCUGCACUGCUAAGGAACGUAUCAGUAAAAUGCCGCCCUGUACAGCUGGCAAAAGGAGCUCCAUUUACCGUGGAGUCACCAGGCAUAGAUGGACAGGUCGUUAUGAAGCUCACCUUUGGGAUAAGACUACUUGGAACCAAAACCAGAACAAGAAGGGCAAACAAGUUUAUCUAGGAGCAUAUGAUGAUGAAGAGGCUGCUGCUAGAGCUUACGACCUUGCUGCCUUGAAAUAUUGGGGGCCUGGUACACUUAUCAAUUUUCCGGUGACGGAUUACAGCAGGGAUUUAGAAGAAAUGCAAAACCUCUCAAGGGAAGAGUACCUUGCAUCUCUGCGCAGAUAUCCCUUUGGCAGAAAAAGCAGCGGUUUUUCAAGAGGAAUAGCUAAAUAUCGUGGACUUCAAAGCCGAUGGGAUGCAUCAGCCAGUCGUAUGCCUGGACCUGAAUACUUCAGCAACAUGCAUUAUGGAGCAGGUGAUGAGCGAGGAACAGAAGGUGACUUUCUAGGCAACUUCUGUCUGGAAAGAAAGAUCGAUCUAACGGGAUACAUAAAGUGGUGGGGUGUCAACAAACCCCGUCAGCCAGAAUCUUCAUCAUCAAAAGCAUCAGAGGAUGCAAAGGUAGAAGACGCCGGCACUGAGCUCAAGACACUCGAACACACAUCCCAUGCAACAGAGCCAUACAAAGCGCCAAACCUUGGCGUCCUUCAGAGAAAAGAAAAACAAAUAUCAUCUUCUGCGUUAAGCAUCUUGUCUGCCUCACCUGCUUACAAGAGCCUUGAGGAGAAAGUGCUGAAGAUCCAAGAAAGCAGCAGCAGCGCUAGAGAAAACGACGAGAAUGCUAAUCGUAACAUCAUCAAUAUGGAGAAGAGUCAUGGCAAGGAGAUAGAGAAACCGGUCGUGAGUCUUGGUAGUGGUGGUGUUGUUCCUUCUGGUGCUUUGUCUCUUCAGAAAAGCAUGUACCCACUUACCUCUCUCUUAACUUCUCCGUUGCUCACCAACUACAAUACUUUGGAUCCUCUCGGAGACCCUAUUCUCUGGACACCGUUUCUUCCCCCAGGGUCCUCUCAUACUUCAGAGGUGACAAAGACAGAGACAAGCUGCUCCACAUACAGCUACCUCCCUCAAGAGAAGUGAGCCGUUCCCUUUAUAGUCUUUUUGUUUGUCUGAUUCUCCCUUGUCGUGAGAUGAAUUUGUCGACGUGACAUCUCUUAUGGGAGUAGUGUGGCUAAUAGUCUGAAGCAUGAGUGUACAGGUUUUGUGUGUGUGUUUCUAGUGUGGAAUAUAGAAUCAUUAUAUUUUAUUUUAAAACAAGAAAAAGUUAUCAAUA